AGAUGGCGACCUGCUAUAAACAUCGUGUCGAUUUCGUUGUGUAUCUUGGCAUAUUGUGUACAUUCUCGGAUAUUUAUUAAUUAAUACUGGAUAUAACGUUGUUAAAGAAUGUGACAGUUGUAGUAUGGGCAGUGUGUAGUGCAGUGGAUACGCGAAAAUACGUGGGAAUACCGAAUGUGUAGUCAUCGCUAAGAGCGAGUGGCGAGUAAAUACAGGAAUGGACAAAUGUCAAAUUGACCUGGGUUGACUAAAACGAGUAAAACCAGCAAGCAUGUGAUUAGGGAGACGUAACGUUUUCAUUAUAACCAAUCUACCUCAUGGUUUCACAGUGUAAAUGGCCAGUUUAUCGAAUGCGGUUGGGGAGCAUAGAGUGUGCUCUCUAUGUCAUGAGAAAUAUAAGGACCCUCGGGUUUUACCCUGCUUGCACACAUUUUGUCGGGAGUGCCUGGAACGUAGAUACCACGACCAAGGCUUUAACGAUACCCUUGCAUGUCCGAUAUGCCGUCAGUCCACAUCAUUAAGCUCUGGUGGCGUGGAAGGUAUUCCGUCCAGCAUUUUCAUAUCGAAUAUCCUAGAUGUCAUGGUAUCCCAGGAUGAAUACGAAAAUGGUGACUUGAAUACCAACUUCUCGGAAAGCUUGUGCAACUGUGCCGAAGGUAGCAGAGCAACCUCACUGUGCAAGAAUUGUCACGAGUACCUUUGUGAUAACUGCGUAAAGGCCCAUCAACGAGUCAGAUUGACCAAAGAUCACUACAUAGAGAGCCUAAUGAACAGGGGAUUUCCUUACCAAUGCCAACCAGCCCCAGUGUUGAAUUCCCCAAGUCUUUCCACUGCACAAGGUGAUAAACAUCAAACCCCUUGUUCUAAGCAUGAGAAUGAAAUUCUGCGUGUUUAUUGCGAUACCUGUCUAGUUCCCAUAUGCAGAGAAUGUACAAUGACUGAACAUGUUGGCCAUAGCUUCAUCUACCUCCAAGAUGCCAUAGACAACUCCCGAAAUGUAUCCAAAAAGCUUAUAGCAGAUGCAAAAGCUGGAAUGAAAGCUAUUGAAGAAGGCAUACAGCUUACUCAAGGCAUGGCUGAACGUGUUGAAGUUCGCUCACAAUCGGUUACAGCAGAAAUAAGGAACAUAACCAGACGUCAUAUGGCAGCACUUGAAGAACGUGAACGUGAUCUCCUUAGACGUGUAGAAAAGAUUCGCCAAGUGAAAGGUAAAUCUUUACACAUGCAAAUUGAUGAACUGAAACAGGGACUUGUAAGCUUGAGUCGGACUGUUGAGAAUGUUGAGUCUGUGUUAAACACAGGUAGAGAUAUUGAUAUAUUGAAGACUAACGAGAGCAUGGUAAAUGAAAUGCAAAAACUGAGAAUUCUCAGAGGCCUUUUGCUACCGCAUGAAGACGACAGUAUUUUAUUUACCCCGCCCGAUGCCGCACUCUUGAUUGCAAUAUCCAAGAUGGGAUUCAUUUCUAGCAGUGCUUAUGCUCCUAACUGUGUUGCAUUCGGUGAAGGGAUCAAGCGUGCCCUUAAAGGAAAAUUGGCAGCCUUUGCAAUUCAAGCCAAAGAUCAUCUUGGUGAACAGCGUGUGAUUGGUGGGGAUCCUGUCCAGUGCAUCAUUACUAGUCCGGACGGUACCAUGUACAGGACUGAGGUGAUAGACCGACAAAACGGUACCUACAAUGUAUCAUACCAACCACAAAUCGAGGGACAGCACAUGAUUUCCCUGAUGGUCAAUGGCAAACAUAUUCAUGAGAGCCCAUUUAAGGUCGAUGUGAGAAGUGGCCGUAACUAUGCCACAGUGGGCCAUAUGUUUGCCCAGUUUGGUGGAGAAGGAGAAGACCCAGGCAAGCUUUGUCGCCCAUGGGGAAUUUGUUACCACAAAGACGGCUACAUUCUUGUUGCUGAUAGAAGCAAUAACCGCAUUCAGGCUUUUAAUCUGAACGGCAUCUAUCACCACCACUUUGGGUCAUCUGGCACGAGGAAUGGUCAGUUUGACCGGCCAGCUGGUGUGGCUUCGGACAUCCAGGGACGUGUAGUGGUUGCAGACAAGGACAAUCACCGCAUUCAGCUCUUCACCAUUGAUGGUACAUUCAUCCUUAAGUUUGGUGAAAAGGGAAAUAAAAAUGGCCAGUUCAAUUACCCAUGGGAUGUUGCAGUGAAUUCAGAAGGGAAAAUAUUAGUGUCCGAUACACGAAACCAUCGUGUUCAGUUGUUCACUGGUGACGGCUUGUUCAUCAAUAAGUAUGGAUUUGAUGGUGCUAUGUGGAAACAUUUCGACUCUCCCCGUGGUGUGUGUUUCAACAAUGAAGGUCAGAUGAUUGUUACUGAUUUCAACAAUCAUCGCCUUCUAGUUAUUCAUCCCGAUUUCCAGACAGCCCGCUUUCUAGGAACAGAGGGCAGUGCCAAUGGACAGUUUCUUCGCCCUCAGGGUGUAGUCGUGGAUCAGGAAGGAAACAUCAUCGUUGCUGAUUCUCGCAAUCAUAGAGUUCAAGUAUUUCAACCAAGUGGCAACUUCCUGUGCAAAUUCGGCACUCCCGGGUCGGCCCCUGGUCAGCUUGACCGGCCAUCAGGUGUCUGCGUCGCACCAGAUGGUCGCAUUUUUGUUGUUGAUUUUGGUAAUAAUCGUGUGGAAGUAUUUUAAAUGCUUUGCCCUUUUGAAGGGUUUGCUUAUUGCCAAGCUCAGGUUUUAACUCAGGUGUUUGCCUGUGUGUUAGUUGAUGUAAAUAUGUAGAGUAUGUUUGCCAAAGGCAUGUUGUUAUAUGCUCAGGGAAAACCACUAGUGAGUUCAGUUGAUUCUUCUGUGCUGGGAAACAACAGUUACACUGUUUGAAAAAAGGUGUGUCAAACAUGCUUUCUCGUAAGUUUACUUACAGGUUUCACCAUGCAUAGAAUUCAUGGUGCAUUCAAUUUUUAGCUCACCUGAGCACAACUUGCUCAUCGUGAGCUUUUGUGAUCGCCUUUUGUUUUUCGUGCGUUGUGCGGCGUCAACAUUUGACUUGUUAACUCUCUAGAGCCCACGUUUAUUGUCCAAUCUUCAUGAAAUUUGGUCAGGAGAUUGGUUUCAAUGAUAUCUUGGAUGAGUUCGAAAAUGGUUACGUUUGCUUAAAAAACAUGGCUGCCAAGGGGCGGGGCAUUUUUCCUUAUAUGGCUAUAGCAAAAUCUUGUUAACACUCUAGAGGCCACAUUUAUUGUCAAAUCCUCAUGAAACUUGGUCAGAAGAUUCAUCCCAAUGAUAUCUUGGAAGAGUUCGAAAAUGAUGUCGGUUGGUUGAAAAACAUGGCCGCCAGGGGGCGGGGCAUUUUACCUUAUAUGGCUAUAGUAAAACCUUGUUAACACUCUAGAGGCCACAUUAAUUUUCCGAUCUUCAUGAAACUUGCUCAGAUGAUUGGUCCCAAUGAUAUCUUGGAUGAGUUCAAAAAUGGUAACCUUGGCUUGAAAAAAAUGGCUGCCAAUGGGCGGGGAAUUUUUCCUUAUAUGGCUAUAUAUGGCAGGGCCCUCACACUACUUUGGGGGAAGGGGCCCGCAGCCCUUAGGCGGGGGAAUUUUCGCGGCGUUUCCCUUUUUGGGGGAUUAUUUUACUUACUCGCUCAUUAUUUCAUUUAUACAUGUUUGCACUAUAUUCAUUGCAUUUUUCAUAAUUUAGUAUGUUUGAAAAGAUUAAAUUGAAAUAGAAUUGAGAAAUAAUAAUCAUGAGACACAUCUUUCUAUUUAAAAAAAAAUAAAAAAAUUUUUAGGGGGAAUUUUUCCCCCAAAAAGGGGGAAAAAGUAUACUUUUCAGGUGGGGGACUGCCGCCGAAAUUCGGCGGCAGAUUUGAUAGAUUGAGGGCCCUGUAUGGCUAUAGUAAGAUCUUGUUAACUUUCUAGUUUGCUCAAUCUUCAUGAAAUUUGGUCAGAACAUUUGUUUCCUGUGUAGUAAAGUUUGGUUUUAUUAUGUCAAUAUUAUGUGACAUUAACUGUAUUAUGUAAUUUUUCAUAACCAUUUUCAAACUCGUCCGAGAAAUCCACAUAACUAAAAAACAUGGCCGCCAGGGAGUGGGGCAGUUUUUUUAUAUGUAUAUAGUGACAACAUGUGAACAGUCUAGAAGACACAUUUUUUUCCCAAUCUUCAUGAAAUUUGGACAUAUCUUGGAAGAGUUAAAAAAUGGUUCAGGUCGGUUAAAAAAACAUGGCCGCCAAGGGGCCAUUUGUUGUUCAUUCUUCAUGAUACUUGGUUAGAACAAUUGUUCCAUUGAUAUCUUUGGCUGCAAAGAACAGGUCAUUUCUUUUUAUCUGAGGUGAGCGACUUUGGGCCUUUCAGGCCCUCUUGUUUUUGGUUAGUUUUGGGGCUCAGAAGAUUUGCAACUGUUCACAUUAAAUCGCUUGUUUUGAUUUAGCGCGUGCUUUGUUUUUUAUAUGUUCAUGUAUAAAUUUAUAUUUGCUGUUAUUUCAUACAUCUAUGUAUAACUAUGUUACAUUUAGAAUCAUCAUUCUGACGCAAGUUGUAUUUGUGUCAAGCCUUCCCACAUGUGAGCCAUUCAACGAUAUCAUGUAUAAAUCAUGAAGUCAUAUAAAUUCUGUAUAAAUAUGUAAAUUGAAGUAUUUAACAUAACUUUCCUAAUUUAAUGUGUAUGAAAUAAUGCAAUAUAUGCAUAUUGACUGUUUGUUUCUGUUACACAAACAUGGGUGAUCCCAAUUUAAAUAUGAUAUUAAAGUUAUUAAUUUUUCCAAAGCACUAAAAAUGUCCCUAAUUAAAGUUUUGUUGUGGAAUGUCUCAAAUAUAUUUCAUUGUUAUUUAAUUAUUAUCUUUUAUUAACGGGUAAAAACCUAUAAUUUAGUAUAAACUAUUAAUAAGCAAAAUGAACAAUGUUUAUUUCACGUGUCUUGGAUUAAUUUAUGUGGGUCAUUCUUCCGUAAAUUUUACCUCAAUCAUCAAUAAAAGAUUGCUAGGUUUUUAACGGUAAGAUGUAAACUUCAGAAUAAUGUUAUUUAUUCUGUUUCCACACUGUCCAGUAAAUAGACUUACAAAAGUGAAUUUUUGACACAUGUUCAUUCUUUAUGGUGUAUAAGCCUUUGUUUUUGUGCCAGUAUGUUUAUGGAAAUGACUAGAGAAUUUAACAUUUAAAAAAACAAUGUAAUAUGAUAUGGCGACAGGACAUUUGUAAUUUGCUGGGUCAAUUCUAUUAAGCUUGACCAUCCAAGCGGUUGAUAGCUUUGACAAACUGGUGGUCUGAAACAUUGAGAAAAUGUCACGAUUCACUGACAAUAAAUCAAACAUGUUAUUCUUGCUACGCAUCUUGCAUUUAAUUUUGUCAAUUCAAAUUAUACAUAAAAAUAUAAUUACUUUUUAAUCUGCUUGUUAAUUGAAAAACAGCAACACAGUUUGUAUGUAUAAAACAAUGCUAAUACAUAAAUAGGAUCAAGCAUAUUAAAAUAUCAACUUAGAUUUAGUUUACUUUACUGUACAGGAUUUGUAAAGUUAGGUUAAUAUUUGUGUAUUGGACAAAAAUAACACCAGUGUAAAGAAAAUUUAAUUUGGGGAUGUUCUAUCCAAACCCUAAGAGUUCAGAUUUCCUCAAAGGCCUAGUAAAGAUUGUAAAUUUCAACCCACUCCUCUGGUCAGUUUUCAGAGCGCACAUAUAAUUAACUUUUGAGCUUAGUGUCUCAUUUGUACAUGCAUUACUGUAUUAACUCCAAACCAGCUAGUACAAGUGGUAGGCCAGUAUUACAUGGACUGGUGUUCACUGUUUACACCAGUUUCACAAGCCCAUCUGAUACUGGUCAGUAUCUUGGCAAGUGGCCAAAGUUGGGAGAGGAAUUAAUGGUCUAUUACAUAACUGACUUCUGUGUGUGGUAAACACAUGAUACUGGUCAUGUGGUCAAGUUGCACUUGUAUACAUUUGCCCAAUACACAACACUAGCCUUGGCUAUUUUUAAUCAGAUUGCAUUGCUAUCUAUGGUCAUUGACUAGGGGAGUUAACUGCUAUAAAUAACAUGUUUCAUUACCAUUAAUAAUAAAACAUAACAAAUUGUGUGCACUUUUCACAUAUUGUCAAAUAAGUCAAAAUGUGUGAAAGGUAUCCAAAAAAUCAAAUACUCAAUCAUAUAAUGGAUAUAAUUGAUUAGUAUAGGUCCUGAUUGGUUUUUGCACUAUUAAUUGGAUACAUUUCACAGGUCAUUGACAUAAGCAGUGCUCCAGCUAGGAUUUAAAAAGGGCAUGGUGGCUUUUUUGUCAAAGGGGCACUUUGGACGCGUAGAAUUUUGUCAAAAGGGCACUUUCGAGUGCGCAGGCUUUUCUGGAAUGCUUCCACAUGCAUUUUAAUUUAUAUGUUAUUAAUAAUUGUUAGAAAUAUUAUUUCCAUUAUUAUUAAACCAUAUGAAUAUAAUGUGUACAAAAUGAAAUAAAUUAGUUACUUGUAAUGUAAUAAGAGAUUUAUC
Messenger RNA from Dreissena polymorpha, 6408 nucleotides. Its product is annotated as E3 ubiquitin-protein ligase TRIM71-like. The coding region runs from base 335 to 2635 and encodes 766 amino acids. Gene Ontology annotation, molecular function: zinc ion binding; ubiquitin protein ligase activity; protein binding. The record is from RefSeq and is a predicted model, not a curated record. The transcript has a single exon. Gene Ontology annotation, biological process: protein polyubiquitination; proteasome-mediated ubiquitin-dependent protein catabolic process. Lineage: Eukaryota; Metazoa; Mollusca; Bivalvia; Myida; Dreissenidae.